Jatropha curcas is the source of this 2196-nucleotide messenger RNA. It is a transcript of the gene MGP2, whose product is annotated as MALE GAMETOPHYTE DEFECTIVE 2. Gene Ontology annotation, molecular function: sialyltransferase activity. NCBI's taxonomy places the organism in Eukaryota, Viridiplantae, Streptophyta, Magnoliopsida, Malpighiales, Euphorbiaceae. The record is from RefSeq and is a predicted model, not a curated record. Gene Ontology annotation, biological process: pollen germination; pollen tube growth.
GUUCAAUGGCAGCCUGGCUGUCAUGGGUGUCUUCCAGACAAAAAUAAAUGAAAGAAGCUAACUUAUUUUGCUCUGCAAGUCUCUGUUUCAGUGACUGCAAGUGAAAAUGAGACCUUACAAGAACAGCAAUAAUAGUAGAAGACCAGCUGCUGUUCUUCACCUUCUAUGCGUUGCCGCUUUUUUCUCUAUCAUCGUUUUUGCUAUCCAGUCCUCUUUUUUUGCAGGUAAUCGAAACUCAGAUCUUAACAAAGAAGAAAUCCAUACUUUAUCUGAAUUCCAGUUCUCUGUUCAGCAAUGCGUGGCAAACAGAGGGCUUGGUCUGACGGCACAUAUUGUUGACCAUUGCAAGUUAACUCUUAAGUUUCCUGAAGGGACUAACAGCACCUGGUACAAUGCGCAAUUUAAAAUUUAUGAGCCUUUGGAGUAUCAUUAUGAUGUUUGUGAUGCAAUUCUAUUGUGGGAACAGUACCGUAACAUGACUACAGUGCUGACAAGAGAAUACCUUGAUGCUCGUCCAGAUGGGUGGUUGGAUUAUGCAGCAAAAAGGAUCGCGCAAUUGGGAGAUGAUAAAUGCUAUAAUCGAACUCUUUGUGAGGAACACCUUAAUUUGAUUCUUCCAGCAAAACCUCCGUUUCGACCACGGCAAUUUCAGACUUGUGCAGUUGUUGGUAAUUCAGGAGAUCUCCUAAAGACAGAGUUCGGGAAAGAGAUUGAUAGUCAUGAUGCUGUUAUACGAGACAAUGAGGCUCCAGUUAAUGAGAAAUAUGCCAAGCAUGUUGGACUGAAGAGGGAUUUCCGCCUUGUAGUUCGGGGUGCUGCUCGUAACAUGGUGACGAUUCUAAAUGGAUCUACUGAUGAGGUACUUAUAAUCAAAAGUGUGACUCACAGAGAUUUUAAUGCAAUGAUAAAGAGUAUUCCAAACCCUGUUUAUCUGUUCCAAGGAAUUGUGCUACGCAGAGGUGCCAAGGGAACUGGAAUGAAAUCUAUUGAGCUAGCGCUUUCAAUGUGUGACAUUGUUGACAUUUAUGGAUUUACAGUUGAUCCUGGCUAUACUGAAUGGACACGAUACUUCUCUACGCCAAGGAAGGGGCACAAUCCACUUCAAGGACGUGCAUAUUAUCAACUCCUAGAGUGCCUUGGUGUUAUUAGGAUUCAUUCUCCCAUGAGAAGCCAGAGAAAACAAGACUGGUCAGAUGUGCCCAGUCGACAAUUGAUAAGCAGAGCUCAUGCUGCUGCCUUGCGCUUGAAAAGGGGUAGUGGGUUGGGACAGUUUGGAAGUUGUAAGGUGUGGGGCAAUGUAGACCCUAACAGCAGUGGGCCCAUCUCAGGAUCUUCAGACAUGAGUGAUGUCAGGAAGAACUCAAAUUACAAUAAAUGGGAGGUCAUGCCGUUUGAAAGUCUAAGAAAGGAAGCACGUGAUCAUUAUUCCCAGAUGGAAGGCGUCUCUCUCUACAAAAUGGAUGGCAAUAAAUUGGAUGAUCUGGUAUGCGUUAGGCACUCCUCAAGAUCAGAAGCAUGAACAUAAGCUUUGCACUAAUCUUGCAUUUUGUGAUUCAACUGGUUGAGAGCUGGCAGACUUCUGCUGGUUGCUAUUAUUUUGACGUGGAUCCAUUAGAUGGGCCUCUUGGAUGAUGAAUCUGUUAACUUGCCAUUUUGCUUCUAUUGUUUGAUCACUUAAGCGAAGUGAUUAAAUGUAUAUCAAGUGUUCCUAAUGAAAUUCUUGAAAUUUGGGACCCAUUGUGGCAAUGCAAAGGAAACAUAGCAAGUAAUACAAACCUCUGUACCACAUUACUGAAUCUGCUUGGAAAUGGUGGAACCAUAGGAUUUUCAACUUCGUGCAAAGGAGACAUUGUCUGCUAAUUCAAUGUACAAAGCCUUCUUGCUUUCUCGGAAUUCUUCUAAGGAAUUAUAGCAGCAAAAAGGGCUAUUGAUAAUAGAAACUGCGGUUGUGAGUGUUUGUCAUGCUUUGUUUAUACACUGAUUCUGAGGGUUUGACAUGUAUCCUGCUUAAAUCGAUUUUGACAUUUAAGAGAUUUUAAAGAAAGAUUCAUCUUCAGUUGUUGGGGGGCUCGAUGGUUCAUAUAGAAUAUUUUUUCAUGUGGAGCUACACAUUUUAUCUUAUUUAAUUUAUAUAUUGGAAAAUAUUGAACAUUGUCACACAAUGAAAUGUUGUCAUGUUGCAUUGUUAUUGCUCAA